Molecule: messenger RNA, 1074 nt
Organism: Antechinus flavipes (yellow-footed antechinus)
Lineage: Eukaryota; Metazoa; Chordata; Mammalia; Dasyuromorphia; Dasyuridae
Gene: IYD
Product: iodotyrosine deiodinase
Exons: 5
Coding region: 59-925 (288 amino acids)
Biological process (GO): thyroid hormone metabolic process
Molecular function (GO): oxidoreductase activity
Source: RefSeq, a predicted model, not a curated record
UAAAGAGUGCAGUGGAGGGAGGAAAGCUGGACAUUGUUCUGUUCCAAAUUUCAGAGUCAUGUCUUUCCUUUUGACUCCAGUCUUGAUCGCAAUUAUCGUAAUCUUGAUUGGGAGGAUCUUUAAAAGUGAAGGCCCCAGCAAGAAAACAGAAGAUGAGUCUAAAACCAAGCCAGAGCACCAGCCAUGGGUAGAUGAAGACUUAAAAGACAAUACAGAACUCCACCAAAUAGAAGAUGAGGAUGAGUUGCACGAAUCAGAAGAAAACCUUGAACAUGUCCCAUUCUCCAGUCCACGUUUUCCGGAGUCUGAAAUGAUUAAGCGAUCCCAGGAAUUUUAUGAGCUUCUCAAUCAGAGGCGGUCUGUCAGGUUCAUAAGUGAUGAGCCUGUCCCAAGACAAGUUAUUGACAAUGUCAUCAAAUCAGCAGGAACAGCACCAAGUGGGGCACACACAGAGCCUUGGUCCUUUGUGGUUGUGCAAGAUGAAGAAAUUAAACACAAGAUUCGAAUGAUCAUUGAGGAUGAAGAGGAAGUAAAUUACAAGAAAAGAAUGGGAGCCAAAUGGGUUAAUGACCUAAAGAAACUAAAAACCAACUGGAUCAAAGAGUACUUGGACACAGCCCCUUAUCUGAUUCUCAUUUUCAAAAAAAUCUAUGGUAUAACUUCGAGUGGCAAAAAAAAGACACAUUACUAUAAUGAGAUCAGUGUUUCCAUUGCUUGUGGCAUCCUUCUUGCUGCCUUGCAGAAUGCUGGCCUUGUGACAGUCACAACUACCCCUCUCAAUUGUGGACCUCGCCUGAGAACACUACUGGACCGGCCUGCCAAUGAAAAGUUGCUGAUGCUUCUCCCUGUUGGGUAUCCCAGAAAAGAUGCCACAGUUCCUGACUUAAAGCGAAAACCCCUGGAGGAGAUUAUGGUGGUUGUGUAGACUGGAAGCUUCUCCCUUUUCUCCCUAAAAUUCCUUCUUCCCUUUCCCCUAAGCUCAGCAGCCGCUCACUAUAGAUGUUGAUAGGCCUCUGUAGCACUCCAUUUCUUAGUGGUGACAGCCACAAGGGAUAAUAAAUGUUUCUAACCUUC